Vicia faba (fava bean) is the source of this 1119-nucleotide messenger RNA. The record is from the annotation of a GenBank genome assembly. NCBI's taxonomy places the organism in Eukaryota, Viridiplantae, Streptophyta, Magnoliopsida, Fabales, Fabaceae.
AUGUCCUUGAAAUGUUUAUGUUGUUUUCUCUCUAAUGAAGAGCAAAGUCCAAGACGGAAUGUUGAUGAGAAGAAAAAUAGUAGGGAUUAUCCAUGGGAAAGAUACACUUUGAAGGAGUUGCUUCGUGCAACAAAUAACUUUCAUCAAGAUAACAAAAUUGGAGAAGGUGGAUUUGGAAGUGUUUAUUGGGGUCAAACAAAUAAAGGCGUCGAGAUUGCUGUGAAGAGGUUGAAGACAAUGACUGCCAAAGCGGAGAUGGAAUUUGCAGUUGAAGUGGAAGUACUUGGAAGGGUGAGGCACAGAAAUUUGUUAGGGUUGAGAGGAUUCUAUGCAGGAGGAGAUGAAAGGUUAAUCGUGUAUGAUUACAUGCCUAAUCAUAGCUUACUCACUCAUUUACAUGGUCAACUUGCCUCUGAUUGUUUACUAGAUUGGUCUAGAAGAAUGAACAUAACAAUUGGUGCAGCUGAAGGUUUAGCGUACUUACACCAUGAGGCAAAUCCUCACAUAAUCCAUAGAGACAUAAAGGCAAGCAAUGUUCUAUUAGACACAGAAUUUCAAGCCAAAGUAGCUGAUUUUGGUUUUGCAAAACUAAUACCAGAAGGUGUAAGCCAUCUCACAACAAGAGUUAAAGGCACACUAGGCUAUUUAGCACCAGAAUAUGCUAUGUGGGGGAAAGUUUCCGAAAGUUGCGAUGUUUAUAGUUUUGGAAUCUUGCUUUUGGAAAUUAUAAGUGCGAAAAAACCAAUUGAGAAACUACCUGGUGGAAUAAAAAGGGACAUUGUUCAAUGGGUCACACCCUAUGUACAAAAGGGUGUUUUUAAGCAUAUUGCUGACCCAAAAUUGAAAGGAAAUUUUGAUUUAGAGCAGUUGAAAUCUGUGAUUAUGAUAGCUGUUAUGUGCACUGAUAGUAGUCCAGAUAAAAGGCCUAGUAUGAUAGAGGUUGUGGAAUGGCUUAAAGAUGGUGUUUUGAAGAGGAAAAAAGAUGUUACAAAUUCGAGUAGUGGCAAUAAUAAAGGUGAUGGUGGUGAAGAAAAUGAUGAAAACUAUGAAGAGUUUGUGACUAUGCAGUCUAAUAAUUUGAAAAUACUAAGUGAUAAUGAUAGGCGCAAAAUGAGAUGA